This is a messenger RNA of Mya arenaria, 573 nucleotides long. RefSeq names its product 40S ribosomal protein S14a. Lineage: Eukaryota; Metazoa; Mollusca; Bivalvia; Myida; Myidae. The record is from RefSeq and is a predicted model, not a curated record. Gene Ontology annotation, biological process: translation; maturation of SSU-rRNA from tricistronic rRNA transcript (SSU-rRNA, 5.8S rRNA, LSU-rRNA); ribosomal small subunit assembly. The transcript has 5 exons. Gene Ontology annotation, molecular function: small ribosomal subunit rRNA binding; mRNA 5'-UTR binding; structural constituent of ribosome. The coding region runs from base 69 to 524 and encodes 151 amino acids. Gene Ontology annotation, cellular component: ribosome; cytosolic small ribosomal subunit.
ACUGUAAGUAUACGCACCGGAAGCACUAGCUACUUCCUUUCAUCAACAUCCUCGUAAAAACCGAAAGGAUGGCUCCUAGAAAGGGGAAAGUUCAGAAGACUGAGGAGCAGAUUACGCUCGGCCCACAGGUGAAGGAGGGCGAAAACGUGUUUGGUGUAGCACAUAUCUUCGCAAGCUUCAACGACACAUUUGUACAUGUCACUGACCUGUCUGGCAAGGAAACAAUUGCCCGUGUAACAGGAGGUAUGAAGGUAAAGGCUGACAGAGAUGAAGCCUCCCCCUAUGCCGCUAUGUUGGCCGCCCAGGAUGUGGCUGAGAAGUGUAAGAAUCUGGGAAUCACAGCUCUACACAUCAAACUGCGCGCCACUGGUGGUAACAGGACCAAGACCCCAGGACCCGGUGCCCAGUCGGCCCUGAGAGCUUUGGCCAGAUCCGGCAUGAAAAUUGGCAGGAUUGAGGAUGUAACCCCAAUCCCCUCGGACAGCACCAGGAGGAAGGGAGGUCGUCGUGGUCGCAGAUUGUAAAUGCUUUGUUUAUGUCCUGUAGCUACACUAAAUUAAAGAGAAAAACGAA